GAAGAAACGCCGGGGACGCUGCGGUACAACACUUCGAGCCCACCGUGGAUGUGGGUGGGUUGGUUACCGAACUCCCUCCGCGCCGGCAGUGUCCUGAACACACAGCAAGAGGUAACCAAAACAAAAGAAAGGUCUCGGGGUACCUCAGUCGGAAAGGGCAGCAAGGAUGAAGCACAGGGCGAGCACACUGCUGGCGCUGACGUGGGCGGCCAUGUGGGGUCUGGUUCUGGCCACGCCCGUGAAUCACAACCACGGACAGGCCGCCAACCCCCCCGGAAGCAAGCUCUUGUACAUUAUGAUGGAUGGCUUCCGUUGGGACUACGUGGACCUGCAGAGCCCUAACGUCCUCCCGGGUUUCACCAAGUUCCUGAAGGAGGGGGUGAGGGCGCGCUGGACCCACCCGCUGUUCCCGUCCCUCUCGUAUCCCACCUGGACGUCGCUGGUGACGGGGCAGUACGCCGAGACCCACGGCGUCGUCGGGAACUACUUCUACGACGGAGACACCAAGGAGGAGUUCUCGCUCUUCGACGCAAACUCCACCGGGAAGGAGAAGUGGUGGACCUCAGAGCCCAUUUGGACCACAGCCGAGCGUUCUGGUCUUCGCACAGCACAGUUCCUCUGCUCGGUGACGUCUGUGAUGGCAUCGACUCAGUUCUGCGAGCGCUUCGAAAAGAUACCCGGCAAGGAGAUUUUUGAGCGGAAUAUCAAAAGGGCUUUGCAGAAGUUUGACGAAGGAUUCCAGUUCGUGCAGGUCUACACAGAACACACGGACAACACAGGCCACAACUUUGGGCCCGAUUCCGAAGAGGUCCUCCAGGCAGUGCGAGAUCUGGAUGAUGUCUUGAGAAUGCUGAUGGAGGAGAUUGAGAAGAGAGGGAUGACCGACCAUGUGAACAUUGUGAUAGUAAGUGACCACGGCAUGACAGACACGGCCCCUGGCAACAUCAGACGCCAUGAGAUCGACGACUAUCUCGACGCAAACCUCGUGGAGAACAUUGCCGACAAAGGGGCUCUCAUGAACAUCAAGCUACCUCAACAGAAUGUGGAGAAGGUGUAUGAUAGCCUGAAGAAGAUGACUGGAGUGAAUAUAUAUAAGCAUAAUGACAUUCCGGAGAAAUAUCAUUACAAGAAUAAUAAAUAUGUCCAUGAGAUUGUUGUAACGGCUGAAAAAGGAAACUUUGUGUUGGCAUCCAAGUCCGACAAGCAGUUACCUGCCCGUUCUGACUAUGUGUACUAUGGUGCUCACGGCUAUGACCCAGACAUACAGGACAUGAAGGGAAUCUUCUUUGCUAAGGGUCCAGCCUUCCAGAAGGGUAAAGUCAUCGAACCCAUCCACGUUGUUGAUGUGUACCAGGUGCUGACUCAUGUGCUCGGCCUGACCCCACAGCCCCACAAUGGCACUUGGAGUCACGUUCAAGAUGCCUUCGUUCAGAGCAUGCCGGCAUCACACGACGGCCGAGUCAGCAGCAGUCGGCCAAUGCAGCACCCAGUUUGCAAAUGGCUUCCUUAAGUGGUAUUUUGGCCGCAGUUGUGCUGCAUUUCAGAUUUUAAAGUCGAAUCUAGUGGAAGAGUAUGUGUAUUUUUUUUUAUUCUUUAGACUUUCCUUAAUUCUAUAGUUUGUGACAUUGACAGAACUACAGUUUCUAAAACUUGAUAACAACUAAGGACAUUUUUGUCUUGAUUUACAUGUUAAAAAGAUUAACUGAUGAUUGAUUUAAAAAAGGUUUUCAUUAUCCCAAAGAUCAGAAAACUUUAAAAACAUUCUUUACAGGGUAGUUCAUUAAAAGGAAUGAUAUGGUUAUGUAUAGUACAAGGAUAUGAAAUUUAUUAUAAUUUAGACAUGUUUAAAUGGAAUAAAAACAUUGAAUGUA
Penaeus monodon (black tiger shrimp) is the source of this 1871-nucleotide messenger RNA. RefSeq names its product glycerophosphocholine cholinephosphodiesterase ENPP6-like. The record is from RefSeq and is a predicted model, not a curated record. NCBI's taxonomy places the organism in Eukaryota, Metazoa, Arthropoda, Malacostraca, Decapoda, Penaeidae.